AUGUUUGUUUGUGCUUUUAAAGUGUUUUGGGAGUCCCACCAGCGGUGUAAGGCCCACUUUGUGAGCCUGCAGCGAUGGUGGGACUAUGGGAAAGUGCAGAUAAGGCAGCUGUGUCAGGAGUACACUCAUGGUGUCACAAGAGACAGGGCCCGGCUUGUGAAGGAGCUGGAGACUACAGUGGUAGAACUGCAGCGUUUAGCAAUUUCUACAGGAGAACGGGGGUGUUUACAGUCCCUCAAAGCACAAAAGUCAGCCUUGGCCAGCCUGCUGGGCACCGCUGCACAGCACCUAUUUUUCAGUCUGGAGGUAAAGAACGGGCAGAAGAGGAUCAUCCAGUCUCUGCGCUCGGACAGCGGUCGCCUCAUUACAGACUCUGCCUAG
Messenger RNA from Knipowitschia caucasica, 381 nucleotides. The record is from the annotation of a GenBank genome assembly. Lineage: Eukaryota; Metazoa; Chordata; Actinopteri; Gobiiformes; Gobiidae.